CGCCCAGGUGCCCUGGCUAUUUGUCUAUUUUAUUAACACCUUUUAAUUGUUGGAAAAAUCCUUUCUUGUUCUGUAACUUCUAUUCUUUGGUCCUCGUUCUGCCUUUUAAAAAAAUAUUGAUGGGAUUUAUUCCCACAUGGCACUCCUUCAAAUACUUGAAGCCAUUGUGGUCCUAGUUAAGUUUUUUAUUCUCCUUUCCAAAUCCACAGCUCCUUUCUUCUUACUGAUUGAAGGCCUGUACUGUUCUAGUUGCCUUCUCCCCAUGGAAGAGCUUCAGUUGGCAGUUCCUGUUUAGAGCGUGGUACUUAGAAAGGUCUACUGUUAGCUUGUGGUCUGACCAGGAAAGAUGCCAGUGGGGCUACUUAACUACCUUCUUCUAAUCUGGGUACCGUGCUGCAGUUCGUUUCUACGGAUGUGACCCCAAAUUCCCGCAUUAUUUCGAUCCUUAUGUCAAACUUCUGCUUGAUGCCAUGAAGCACUCAGGUUGUGCUGUUAACAAAGAAAGACACUUUUCUUGUGAAGACUGUAAUGGCAAUGUCAGUGGAGGUUUUGAUGCUUCGACAUCUCAGAUUGUUUUGUGCCAGAACAACAUCCGUAAUCAGGCCCAUAUGAACAGAGUGGUCACCCACGAGCUCGUUCAUGCGUUCGAUCACUGUCGUGCUCAUGUCAACUGGUUCACUGAUGUCAGACAUUUGGCCUGCUCAGAGGUUCGAGCUGCUAACCUUAGUGGAGACUGCUCACUUGUAAAUGAAAUUUUCAGGUUGCAUUUUGGAUUGAAACGACAUCAUCAGACUUGUGUGCGAGACAGAGCCAUUCUUUCUAUCCUGGCUGUUAGGAAUAUCAGCAAAGAAGUAGCCCAAAAGGCUGUUGAUGAAGUUUUUGAAUCUUGUUUCAAUGACCAGGAACCUUUUGGAAGGAUCCCACAUAACAAGACUUAUGCAAGAUAUGCACAUAGAGACUUUCAAAAUCGUGAUCGGUAUUACUCAAAUAUAUGAAGACAAUGACAUUUUAUAUUACGGAGCUUCUGUGAUCAUGAAGAAAAUAUGGUUCUUAAGUGGACAAACGUAUAAAAUAUAAAUGAUCAAUUAAAUAGAGGUAAAACACAGAAGAUACUGAUUCUAGCAUACGAUCAGAAAAAGUAACUGUGGUAAAAGGGAAACUGCCUUAAACUCCAAGGCAAAAAUUGUAACUUUAUAGUAAACCAUUUGAUAAAUAAGGCAAAUAAAUUACAUUUUUGUAUUUUCUGUGUUAUACUUGUGUUUUUUAUUAUUUGUGUGUUUUUUUAAGAUUGUGAGUUGUUUUUGUUACAUAUUAAAAUUUGGUUAUGAAAACUG
Molecule: messenger RNA, 1334 nt
Organism: Canis lupus familiaris (dog)
Lineage: Eukaryota; Metazoa; Chordata; Mammalia; Carnivora; Canidae
Gene: ATP23
Product: ATP23 metallopeptidase and ATP synthase assembly factor homolog
Exons: 6
Coding region: 471-995 (174 amino acids)
Biological process (GO): mitochondrial proton-transporting ATP synthase complex assembly; mitochondrial protein processing
Cellular component (GO): extrinsic component of mitochondrial inner membrane
Molecular function (GO): metalloendopeptidase activity
Source: RefSeq, a predicted model, not a curated record